Molecule: messenger RNA, 936 nt
Organism: Lathyrus oleraceus (garden pea)
Lineage: Eukaryota; Viridiplantae; Streptophyta; Magnoliopsida; Fabales; Fabaceae
Exons: 7
Coding region: 1-936 (311 amino acids)
Biological process (GO): protein folding
Cellular component (GO): endoplasmic reticulum
Molecular function (GO): protein disulfide isomerase activity
Source: RefSeq, a predicted model, not a curated record
AUGGUUACAAUAGCUUUAGAUGUAGGCCUUCAAAAUCAAGUGGCACAUUUAAUCCCUCUAUGGGGUAACGUUAUGUUAGAUGUCGAUCACUGCAUGAACAAACAAUUGAUAAGAUUUAGGCUGCCUAAUGAACUUCAUCUGCUGAUCAAUAAUGAAGUUGUCCAUUACUUUGUUCUCCCAAACCAUGAACGAACAAGUGUCCAUAACCACGAUAACUGGCUAUACCAAUUAGAAGGUCAAGAAGAGGCACCUACACCACCACAAACCCCUCUCACCCAUGAAUUCCAUCCCGCACCUCUGUCAAAUGUUUCUUCUUCUUCUGUAAGUCCUUCUACUCCCCAAGGGAAUGAUAUUGACUAUGAGCUCAAUGCCCUCAGACGUGAAGACACCGCUCUUCGCAUAGCCUUACAAAAUCAAACAGAUAUUGAUGUUCUCCCUUCUACUAGUGCCCCUAUUGAGCAUGCAUCAGAGAGUGUUUAUACUGAUGGUGAGAUUGACCUUAGAGAGAGGUCACCACCUAUUCAUACCUCCAUGCAUACAUAUCCAUCACCCUACCAUUCAGCUGCACACGCUGCACAUAAUGAAAUAUGUGAGCUAUUAGGAUUCAAGAUUAGCCGUGAUGCCUUCACUGAGUUUCCUCGUGACAACUUCAUCCACCUGAUGGUAGACGGUCAGCCAGGUAGACGCCUGACAACGUUUUUUGGGCAUGAUUCUCAAGGUACCAUCGUGAAGAUAUUUUUUCUUCCAUCUAGUGUGAUGAUUUUCUUCCCCGGUAACUUUGAUAAGACUAUUUUAGAUGAAACAAAAGAUGUUCUAAUGGAGUUUUAUGCACCAUGGUGUGGUCAUUGCAAGACUCUUGCUUAUAUAAGGUUGGAGGAGGAAGUAGUUAUAGCUAAUGUUGACGCUGACGAAUACAAAGAUUUGGUAGAGAAGUGA